UUGAAGAACUACGGGCUUGGUCAAAAGCCUCCUCUGUUACUAGAAGCCUCUUCUGUUGCUAAGCGGUAGCCCCCUCCGUCACCGAUAUCAUCCCGUGUCGGUAAUUCCGCGUCGACACCUACGCAAAGUCUACGCAUAGUAUCCCUUCAUACUAGGGGAGAGGACUAUUCAGCUGAAAUAUUCAGUUAUUUCCUUUCCCAAUAGUCAUCUCAAAAUGGCGGCACAGUCGACCCCUUCGGCAACACCAAAUCCUCAGUUUCAGAGGCAACCGAUGUCUUACUUAGAAGGCCCGGUAGAUCCCCCGUUAGUGGAUUUAACUCUGGGUGAACUUUUGGAUCUCCAAUGUCAACACCACGGCAGUCGAGAAUGCAUCGUCACGCCCUGGACUGGUGCCCGGUGGACGUACAAUGAGCUUAACCAGCAAAGCUCUCAGCUGGCAAGGACUCUGCUUUCGCUCGGAAUAGGCGUCGGAGACCGCGUUGGUAUUAUGGCUGGUAAUUGCGAGCAAUACGCUGCGGUAUUCUUCGCUGUAGCACGUAUUGGAGCCAUAUUGGUGAUAUUGAACAACACAUACACGCCAACGGAAGCAAUGCACGCGUUGAAAUUCUCAGCAUCAAAAAUAUUCUUCACUACGAAGAAAAUUGGGAAGUUGAGCAAUGCCAAGUUGUUGGCAGAACUGGCUAAGGAGAAGGAGGGUCCCAACGUUGUGAUCCUGAGAGGGGAGUCGGGGUCAUACCCGACAUACGCAGAUCUCAUCAAGCAAGGACGAUCGGCAAGCAAUAGCAAUGUUAACCGCGUUGCGAAGAAGGUUCUUGCGCAUAAUGUUUGCAAUCUGCAAUUCACGAGUGGUACCACAGGUCUGCCAAAGGCCGCCAUGUUGACGCACCAUAACAUCGUCAAUAACGCUCGCUUCAUCGGCGAUCGUAUGCGGUUCACUCCUGAUGAUAUUCUCUGUUGCCCACCGCCAAUGUUCCACUGCUUCGGCCUCGUGCUCGGCAUGAUGGCCGUCAUAACCCACGGGGCCAAAAUCGUGUACCCCGAGGAGACAUUCGACGCGGCCGCCGUCCUGCGCGCCAUCUCGGACGAGCGGUGCACGGCAGUUCACGGGGUACCUGCUAUGUUCGAUACCCUAUUUAGCCUUCCCUUCCCUCCUAAUUUCGACUGCACGAAUCUGCGCACGGGAAUCAUCGCCGGCGCCCCCGUGCCCCGUUAUCUCAUGGAGCUGCUAGUCGAGCGCUUCGGCAUGACCGAGUUCACCAGCAGCUACGGGCUAACCGAGGCCAGCCCGACGUGCUUCAACGCGUUCACGGACGACGCGAUCGAGAAGCGGCUGACGACGGUGGGCACGCUGAUGCCGCACGCGCGGGCCAAGAUCGUCGACCACGACGGGCAGACGGUGCCGCUGGGGGCGCGCGGCGAGCUGUGCAUCGCGGGGUAUCAGCUGCAGGCCGGGUACUGGAACAACUCGGAGAAGACGGCGGAGGUGAUGCAGCGGGACGCGGAAGGGGUGCUGUGGCUGCGGACGGGCGACGAGGCGGUGUUCGACGAGCAGGGGUACUGCAGCAUCACGGGCCGGUUCAAGGACAUCAUCAUCCGCGGCGGCGAGAACAUCUACCCGCUGGAGAUCGAGGAGCGGCUACUAGCGCACCCAGCCAUAGCGCGAGCCGUGGUUACAGGGCUGAAAGACGCGCAUUACGGAGAGGUGGUCGGCGCGUUCUUGCAGCUGGCUGACGAGUGGAAGACGGCGGCGAGAAAGGAAGGGGAUGGGGAAGAUAAUAAUAAACCGAGCGAUCAGCAGGUGCGUGAGUGGGUGCAGCAGAAGCUGGGUCGGCAUAAGGCACCGACGCACGUGUUCUGGCUAGGCGAGGAUGGCGUGCCGGCCGAUAUCCCGCUCACGGGCAGUGGGAAGGUGAAGAAAUUCGAGAUGGCGCGAUUUGGGGAGGAGAUCUUGAGGAAGAGACGUUUGGAGAAGCUGUAGGGAGAGUUAAAAGUUGGACUAUAAAGAAGUUUUGGAUUUAACCAGGUACCUAACCUAAGUUACAUUAAUAAAUUUAUUUAAAGUUUAGAGAUAGAGCAGGUUAUCUUAGGGCCUAGAUAAUUUGGUAUUAAGAUGAAUAGAGAUCACUGU
Daldinia caldariorum is the source of this 2128-nucleotide messenger RNA. RefSeq names its product 4-coumarate-CoA ligase. Gene Ontology annotation, molecular function: medium-chain fatty acid-CoA ligase activity. Bases 215 to 1978 code for a protein of 587 amino acids. The record is from RefSeq and is a predicted model, not a curated record. Lineage: Eukaryota; Fungi; Ascomycota; Sordariomycetes; Xylariales; Hypoxylaceae. The transcript is spliced from 2 exons. Gene Ontology annotation, biological process: fatty acid metabolic process.